This is a messenger RNA of Capsicum annuum, 456 nucleotides long. RefSeq names its product bidirectional sugar transporter SWEET1a-like. Gene Ontology annotation, cellular component: membrane. The coding region runs from base 1 to 456 and encodes 151 amino acids. Gene Ontology annotation, biological process: carbohydrate transport. NCBI's taxonomy places the organism in Eukaryota, Viridiplantae, Streptophyta, Magnoliopsida, Solanales, Solanaceae. Gene Ontology annotation, molecular function: sugar transmembrane transporter activity. The record is from RefSeq and is a predicted model, not a curated record. The transcript is spliced from 3 exons.
AUGCUGAUUGACUGGUUGUGCAGUGGUGUCUGGGAGGUGGAAGUUUUGAGGUGGUGGUUGGGGGUGGAAGUGCUUGCGGUGGUGGUUCUUAUGAGGUGGAGGCUAGUGAUAGAAGCCGUUAGGGCUGUGGUGGCUGGCGGGUUGAGACUUGAGAUGAAGGUGGUUAUUGGUGGUGGCUGUGCAAUGGAGGUGAGGCUGGUGAUCAAAUCUAAAAGUGUGGAGUACUUGUCACUAUCUGUUUUCAUCUGCAGUAUCUUGUGGUCAAUCUUCGCGCUGCUUGGAAAGGACCCUUUCAUUUUGGUACCAAAUGGCAUUGGAACUUUAUUAGGAGCAGUGCAGUUGAUUUUAUAUGCAAUUUAUCGUGAUAACAGAAGGGAAGUCAAGAAAGAUGAAAUGAAUGAAUCAGUAGAGAAGAGGACCGGAGAAAUCCAAGAUAAGAAGCUAGCUAACACCUAA